Messenger RNA from Cyprinus carpio (common carp), 8511 nucleotides. RefSeq names its product collagen, type IV, alpha 4 (gene col4a4). Lineage: Eukaryota; Metazoa; Chordata; Actinopteri; Cypriniformes; Cyprinidae. Bases 596 to 5602 code for a protein of 1668 amino acids. The transcript is spliced from 49 exons. The record is from RefSeq and is a predicted model, not a curated record. Gene Ontology annotation, molecular function: extracellular matrix structural constituent. Gene Ontology annotation, cellular component: collagen trimer.
CAUUCCGAAAAGUGUCACUCGCAAUAUUAGGCAAGAAUCCAUCUUCUCAUCUGCCCCUGUCCCGCGCACAAUUCCCACCGGUCCAGUCUGCAACUAUCUCAAAUCACACCUUAUUCAGGCUUCCUGAAGAUCUCCAAAUCUACCUCCGGUGCCACCUGCAGCACUGCGACCAUCUCAGAAAUACAACUUUAACUUGCACUUAAGAAACUGAUUCAAACUUUUUUGGGCUGCCAAUGAACCCUCAAGAAUAUAAAAUCGGCGGGGGCUCGAGGAAGUGUGUUUGUCAAAUUCUUUAGUACCUGCCUUUCGUUGGACAGCCCAUGACGUCAUGAAAACGCAGAGCCCCAGUGGUUACAGGAGCACUUUAGCCGACUCUUUUGCGCGUUUCUUUUAUAGUUUUCGCCGUGCACCUUCUCUCUAUGGUAUUGUAUUUUGCGUGUUAAUGUAAAGCCGCGGUGGCGCAGGAAACUACGGGAGCAGGUGGAUGAGUUGUCUUUGGGGACGUCAGGAGCCAUAGCUACAUCACUGACCACACCAUUCUUAGGCAGUGGAUAAAUAUAUCAACAGGUAGCACAUGCCCUGAGUGGUGGCUGAGAUGACAGGCCCCCGCCGGAUCACCUCAACCAGCCUCCUUCUCUUCAGGAGGCUUUUAUUGGCACUUAUGACGAUACACACAGCUUUGGGGGGAGACAAGACAGAAAGGUGCGAUGGUCGAGACUGCUCGGUCUGCCAGUGUUUCCCCCCCAAAGGAGAGAGGGGGAAUCCUGGUGUGUUAGGUCAGCAGGGCAUGCAGGGGUUUCCAGGUUUGCCUGGCCCCCAAGGACUUCGUGGUGAAAAGGGUCAGCGUGGACCCAUAGGCUUGCCUGGGCUCUCUGGCCCGGAAGGAGACCAAGGCUUUCAAGGAGAUCAAGGCUAUGCUGGAUUGGGUGGAGUGCCUGGUCAUCCAGGGCCUGGUGGUCUUCCGGGGCUUCCAGGGAAGGAUGGCUGUAAUGGAACCAGAGGGCAGCGUGGGUUGAAUGGUGAGACAGGACGACCUGGCUUCCCAGGACCAAUGGGGCUACCUGGGUUAAAAGGAGCCAAAGGAGACCCGUCUAUGAGGACAAGGUUCCUUCCUGGAACACCUGGUGUCGAUGGACUACCUGGAAUACCUGGACCAGAAGGGCUAAAAGGGGUCUUUGGCCCACAAGGUCCACCAGGACGAAUGGGACCUAAUGGAUAUAUGGGCUUACAAGGAUUACCAGGUCCAAGAGGCCUACCCGGAGACCCAGGAAGAUCACUGUCUGGACCAAAAGGAGUUGAGGGGGAACAGGGGGAACAGGGUAAACCAGGUCCUUUUGAAUAUGUGGAGCCCAACCCAGAAGACUGUUUAAAAGGCGAAAAGGGGAGGAAAGGACAGAAAGGAAUUUGUGGACCACCUGGCCCAGGGGGUUUUGAAGGGCAUCCAGCAGAAAAAGGAGAGAAAGGCAUAAUUGGUUUACCUGGUCUCAGAGGCCCGCCUGGAUAUCCAGGAAGAAAUGGCUUUCCAGGAUAUAAGGGGGCACUAGGGGAAAAUGGUCUCCCUGGUCUAUUUGGCAACCCAGGGCCAAAGGGCUACCCAGGAGACCCCGGACCUAAAGGAAACCCAAAAUACCAUUACAACAAUAUGAUGGGAGUACCUGGAGACCGCGGGCUUCCUGGUGCAGCUGGACCUCCUGGUGAUAGAGGGCCGACGGGUAUACCUGGAGUCCCUGGUUAUCCAGGAGCAUCUAUAAAAGGUCCAGUGGGUGAAUCUGGUUUACAGGGUUUAAAUGGACCUAAAGGAGAAAAAGGUGACCCAGGAAAAAUAUACGGGGCAUACUUAAACUAUGGGGAACCUGGAAAACGUGGCCCUCCUGGACCCAAAGGACAAAAAGGAAUUCCUGGUAAUCCUGUUUGCGGUUACUACUGCCUGCCUGGUGAGCGUGGAGAAUCUGGACAGGUUGGAAAUAGAGGGCCUCCUGGAUUAAAAGGUGUUCAGGGGAGAAAAGGUCCUGAUGGGAGAUGUGCAUGUGAACCCCUUGGUGAUAUACCUGGCGAUCCUGGCCUCCCAGGCCUUCAGGGUGUCCCUGGUUAUCCAGGGCAAAAAGGGUUCCAGGGUCCUCCUGGUGAUGUCGGACCCAUUGGAGAUAUGGGUGGGAGAGGUGUAACUGGUCCCAGAGGCUUCACAGGUGUCAGAGGGCUUAAAGGAGAGAAAGGAGAAGUUAGGAUGAUCUGCACAAAGGGGGAGAAAGGUGACGUUGGAUCUGUUGGUCCAUUUGGAAAACCAGGGUAUAAUGGGAGAAAAGGAGCUGAUGGGAAGAUGGGGGCCCCUGGAGAUCCUGGAUCUAUGGUAGAUAGUGUUGUUGGUCCACCAGGUGACAGGGGGAGUCCAGGACCUGUUGGUGUAAAAGGCCGCAGAGGUCCACCUGGUCCUCCUGGCCCAAAUAUGAUGGGGUCAGUUGGGCGACGGGGGGAACCAGGGGAACCAGGACCUCAAGGCCAGACGGGACCCCCUGGUUCUAAAGGCGUUCAAGGUGAUACCCCGCCCUGUGCACCUGGCAUACGUGGAGUCCCUGGUUCUAAAGGAAUGCCUGGACGUAAAGGUGAGAUAGGUAAGCUUGGAAAUCCAGGAUGCAAAGGACAAACUGGACCAGAUGGUCCCAAGGGAGAGUGUGGAGACCCUGGCGAUAGUGGGUUAGCAGGAUCUCAAGGCCCAGUUGGAUAUUUAGGAGAUCCAGGUGACACUGGCCCAGAUGGCAUGAGUAUUGGUGGCUCACCUGGCACACCUGGUAAUCGUGGACCCCAGGGUCUGAAAGGGUCUUUUGGGAACUCUAUUCCAGGGGCCCCAGGACCGAAGGGGCCCAGUGGGGUUCAGGGAUGUCAGGGCCCUAAAGGUGUACCUGGACCUCCUGGACCAAUUGGAUUGCAAGGUGCAUCUGGAGUUCAUGGACUUCCCGGUAGAAAAGGGGAAAAAGGAAUGGGUGGUACACCAGGAGCACCUGGUUGCCCAGGUAGGGGACCAGAGCUGUGUGACAAAGGACAAGCUGGUCCACCUGGUAAACCAGGAUCACCAGGCUUCACUGGACGGAGAGGCUGCCCUGGAGAGAAAGGACCACCUGGGGGGGUGGGAUCUCCAGGCAUUGGAGUCAAAGGACAACGUGGUAAGCCUGGUACCCCAGGCUUUCAGGGACGCACAGGCCUUCAGGGACCUUCAGGACUCCAAGGGGACUGUGGAAACCCUGGAGGUCCUGGACCAAAGGGUUUGCCUGGAUUUCCUGGUCAAGAUGGCUGUCCUGGCAACAUAGGGAAACCUGGCCCUUUGGGAGCUCCUGGACCGAAAGGCUUUAAGGGUCUCAAUGGAUAUCCAGGUUUCCCAGGGGUAAACGGAAACAAGGGCCAAAAAGGAUGCAUUGGGCCUCCAGGACCUCCGGGAGACAUGAUUUCAGUGCCAUUGAAAGGCCAGCUAGGGCCACCUGGACUUAAUGGGGAGAAUGGGGUCUGUGGAGAAAGGGGUAAUAAGGGUGACCCAGGGCAGCCUGGACAACCAGGGUAUCCCGGACGUAAUGGACCUCCAGGGUUUGAAAGUGGCCAGCGUGGACCGCCAGGCCUUCCUGGGUUGUGCGGCCCGCCUGGUGCACCUGGGCAAUGUGGGCCAAAGGGAAUUGUAGGAUUCCCAGGGGAUAAUGGUGAUCCAGGUGAUCCUGGAAUGUCUGGUCCGCCAGGAAUCCCUGGCUUCCCUGGGUUUGAUGGUCCUAAAGGUGACAAAGGUGAAUCUGUUGGUGGGCCUGGACCAACAGGAGAGAGAGGUCCAUGUGGAGAAAGAGGCGUGUCAGCUCCCCCUGGUGGCAAAGGAGACUGUGGUGACCCUGGCCCACAAGGGCCUAGGGGAAGUUCUGGUCCACCUGGACCACCUGGGAACAAUGGCCUGACUGGACCUCCAGGAGUGGUUGGGCCACCAGGUCCAUAUGGAAGACAUGGUCCAGAAGGUCCUGUGGGGCCACCAGGUAAACCAGGCCCUAAAGGAAACCCAGGAUGCGGUGGCCUUAGAGGACCUCCGGGGCCCCCAGGGCUCCAUGGACUUGACGGCCUGAAGGGGGACAAGGGUGAAAUGGGAUAUCGAGGAGAGGAUUUAAGCGGUGGUAGAGGCAAUAUAGGACCAUUUGGAGACAAGGGCACUCCAGGAGACCCAGGGUCGCAAUGUCCAUCAAAAACAGGUGUUCGAGGUCCAAAAGGACAGUGUGGGAGCCAAGGAGACCCUGGUCCAAUGGGUCCUGCAGGCUUUCGUGGUGAAGAAUGUAAGAUUCCUAAACCCGGACCUACUGGAGAACGGGGUUUUGCUGGGCCAGAUGGACCUCCAGGGCCCAUGGGAGCGAUAGGAGAAGCAGGCAGUGUGUUCACAGUGAGUGGUGAUUUUGGUGAACCAGGUCGUCCUGGGUCACCAGGGUAUAAAGGAGAAAAAGGAAUCCAUGGGCCCAGUGGCCGCCCAGGGUAUGAUGGCCUAGAAGGUCCUAAAGGUGAAAAAGGACAAUGUGGACCUAUGGGCCUUCCGGGACCCUCUGGCCCCGUCGGAGGUUGUGGACCCCCAGGACUUUGUGGUGCAAAAGGAGACAAAGGGGACCCAGGGCCAAAAGGAGAGCCUGGGGCUGUCAAACGUUCUGCUACUUCUUGUCUCCCUUCUCGUGGUCCUACUGGUGCUCGUGGUGCACCUGGCCCGGUUGGUGACGUUGGUGAUCAUGGAUCUAAUGGCAUUGAGGGUCUGAAAGGUAUAAAGGGCCAAAAAGGAGAUAUUGGAUUAUCUGGACUUUCUGGGAAAGAAGGACCAGUCGGACUACCUGGAAGCCCUGGAGAGGGCGGCGAGAAAGGAGAAAUCGGCUCUCGGGGACCCCCAGGAUCAGAUGGUGAUCAGGGUCCUCCUGGACAGCUUUCCUCUGGCUUUCUUUUGGUGAAGCACAGCCAGUCUUUGGAGGUGCCCACUUGUCCUGAGGGAUUAAGAGAGUUAUGGAAUGGCUACAGCCUACUAUAUCUGGAGGGUCAAGAGAGAGCACACACACAAGACCUGGGCCAGGCAGGUUCAUGUCUGCGUAUGUUCAGCACCAUGCCAUUCUCCAGCUGUAAUAUGAACACCUGUGAUUAUGCCAGUCGCAAUGACAAAUCCUACUGGCUGUCUACAACUGCCUCAAUUCCCGUAAAUAUAAUUCUGAGGGAGAUGGAAAUUAAAGAACACAUCAGCAGAUGUGUGGUCUGUGAGGCGUCAUCGCCAGCCAUUACAUUACACAGUCAAGACGAGACUGAACCAAGUUGUCCAUCCAAUUGGAGAAAACUCUGGUUUGGAUAUUCAUUUCUUAUGCAUACAGGAUCAGGGGACGAGGGAGGUGGACAGUCUCUGACAUCGACAGGAAGCUGUUUGCAGAGCUUCCGCAGUCAGCCGUUCGUGGAGUGCCAAGGUUCGUUUGGCACGUGCCAGUAUUCCCCCACCUUCUACAGUUUCUGGCUGACUAGAGUGAACAUGCAGCAGUUUGACUCGGUUCCCCACAGUACUUUGCUCACCGAACAGAACCAGCAGCAAAGCAUCAGCUUAUGCAGCGUCUGCAUGAAGAACAACUGACACACGUCACUCGUGUUUUCUUAAAUAAACUGCACUGAGAAUGCACAUCAACAGGUCACCACAGUGGAAGUGAUUGAGAUGCUUUUGGUCACUUUUAUUGGAGAAGAUAAAAAGGACAUAAUUUGUGAAAAGCUGUGAACUUUUUACUUCACUGGAUUGGUUCCCACAUAACCCAUUCUACUAUGACUUCCUUUGUCUUCUCGUUUGUAUUACAUUUUGGUGCUAGCAAAAACCAAGACCAUUUGCACAAAUACCUAUAUACCAAUGUUCCUUUUCUCCUUCGUAUCAGCAAGUAUUACAUUUGCGCACAUCAAAAUAUUAUUAAUGCAAUAUUGUAUUGGUAUUACAAUUAUUAGAAUGCCAUUUUUAACCAAAACAUAUCAUGAAUACUGAACCUUGAGAACAAAACUCACAAGAUCCAGUGAAAUCAAAAAGGAAUGUCUGGUAGCGGCAGAUAGCUGAAUUGCUAUUGCUGUGACAGGUAGGUAUGUUUUGUUUUUGUUUGAUUUUUUUUCUGUAUAGAAAUCAACAAAUUACUGUUUUUUUUUUUUGUUGUUGUUGUUGUUGUUUUUUUUUUUUCAAAAGUUUUCUACACUUUGAUUUUAAACCAAGCAUUGUGCAGAAUUAAGAUCCAGUCACAUUUAUCGUUAUUUGGUGAAUUUUUUCUUCUUUUUAUUUUAUUUUUUGUAAAAAAAAAAAAAGAAAUUGUGGGUGAAAUCCAGUCAUUUCAAUAGAAAUCCAAGCGAGGUUCGAUUUUACCACGCAGAUUUCACAACUGGUUCACUACACUGUUAACAAUUGACAUUUUCCUGCGAAAUAUUACCACAGUUUUGCUAAUGUGACAACAUCUUUACUGUUUAUUGCUCUUUGAGUUAAGGAACUAGAGGAAACAUGGAUAUAUUGUCGUAAAACUACUCUGAUGUCGCAUGACGAAAACAUACCUGUGGGAACUUUUUUGCAAGAUGCGAAAUACGUAGAGACAUGUAUGUUUCGUAACAUAUUCGAUGUGAAAUGUCCACUGAGUGGCACUAAAAGAUUGUUCUUUUUUUUUUUCACGGAACAGAUGAACGUACAUAUGGUACUUAUAUGACGUUGGUUUUGUACGCGUCACUGCAGUUCUGACUUGAAAUGUCUGUUGAGUGGCACCGUGACAUUUUAAAAUAACGUACCAUCUGCACAACCUCUAACCUUACCACUACACCUAACUUAACCUACCCGAUAAUAUGAACAAAAGCAAAUGUGACAUAAGAACGCAAUCUCAGGCAUGCGUCAUGUUUAUCACGGGAUUCGUGACCGAGCAAGCUUGUUAUGUCCGGAAAUCAAAAAAGUGAACAUGGAGCUGUAAUCAUAACUGUACGAAAACGAUUACAAGUGCUCACUGUUUUACCUUCUCUAGUGUUCAGUUUUGUUGGAAACUGCAGUGAUAUGUACUAAUUGGUACGUAUUUCGCGACUUGCGAAAAAGUUACCACGGGUACGUUACGUUUUCGUCAUGAGAUCAAGUAACUUAGCUAACAACAAAUUAACCAUGGUUUUGCUACACUAACCAUAGUUUAACCAUGGUAAUUGUAGUUAAAGUGUGGUUAUACAAAUGGAAAUAAAUCUGGGGGAAAAAAACAAUGGUUACUAUAAUAAAACCAUAGUUAAUUUACGUUAAGGAAAUAUUAGCCUUGUUAAUGCUAUGCUCUGCUGGUUGAACUACAACAACUAGCUCACUAACGUUAGCUGUUUUUAGUCAACAAGCUGAGAGAACUGAAAUUCCAUUUGUCUUUAGAUUCUACAACUUGAACCAACAAACAUUUUAGUGUUUCCAGAGGAUAUGUAUGUCCAUGUGGCAAAAACUAGCAUUGGCAGGUCAAUAUGGCUGUAAAUGUGAAAGGUAGGAGGAUAUAAGUCUUCAGUCAGUAGUUAGAUGUUUAAACACCCCCUUAUUUCAUUGUUUUCUAUGCAUGCAGUUUCUAAUAGACCCUUCUGACCACAAGGCACAUCUUUAAAGUACUAUUUAAUAUUAAAAAAAUAGUAAUUUCUGUAUCUUCUGGUGUUUGUGAAUGGACAGUUGCCAUUCAGCUUCCCAUUUAUCAUUAUUGGACACUUGAAAGUCUUUCGUGCUUAGUUUUUUUAUAUAUAUAUUAUUUUCCCACUAACACAAUCCUCUAAAUAAAAACUAACACCUUCAGUACUUUACAGUCCUCAUAAGGGGUCCCUAAGCAGUUUUUGUUUUGAACAUGAUAUAUUUUACAUGUGAUUGCACUGUUGACAGAACAGCUUUGCUUUAUAUUUUUACUAAAUGUCAAGAGUAUUUAUUUAGCUAGAGAUAUUUUGGUGCUAUUUUGGAUGGAAAUUAACAGUGAAUGGAAAAUGUGUUCCCUUUUAAAAGAAGUAAUUAUUAUUUUUGUCUGAUUUUGUGGGUAGAAAUGCCAUCCGCUGUGUUUGUUUGGGGACAUUUUGAUGUCUGGUUGUACUGUACUGUUAGACCUGAGCAUGGACAUACACCUAAGGACAACACAAAUUGUUAAACUCUUUCCCAAGAAGUUUGAUCUUGUUCAGUGUAACAUGCAUUUUUACAUUUAACAAUCAGGUUCAACUAUUACUGUGUAUUAAAAGUCUAAUAAAUUGUGAUUUUGUAUAACAUGCAAUAAUACCUUGGAAAAAGAAUAUAUAAACUCACCGAAGUGAGACAUCUAACGACGUUUCACAUCACUACAUCAUUUAUUGUUUUUACACUUCUUUUAUACACUAUUUUUGAGUUUUAGGAGACAUUCUGUACUAAGCACACUCACUACUGGUGCAUCCCAUUAAUAAAACCCAUAUAUUCUUCUUUUUUUAAACGUAACUCUAUACAAUUCAAACUAACACUUUUGACAAAGAGAACAUCAGCAUUCCAAAUAAUAAUAAUAAUAAUAAUAAAAA